Scheffersomyces stipitis CBS 6054 is the source of this 939-nucleotide messenger RNA. It is a transcript of the gene RPN11, whose product is annotated as proteasome regulatory particle lid subunit. The coding region runs from base 1 to 939 and encodes 312 amino acids. Lineage: Eukaryota; Fungi; Ascomycota; Pichiomycetes; Serinales; Debaryomycetaceae. Gene Ontology annotation, molecular function: proteasome binding; metallopeptidase activity; protein binding. The record is from RefSeq and is a predicted model, not a curated record. Gene Ontology annotation, cellular component: proteasome regulatory particle, lid subcomplex. The transcript has a single exon. Gene Ontology annotation, biological process: protein deubiquitination; proteasome-mediated ubiquitin-dependent protein catabolic process.
AUGGAAAGAUUGCAGAGAUUACUCGGCUCUGGUGCCGGACUUGGGGGAGCUGCUCCUCCACAAAGUGACGGGCCUGCCAUAGAUAAUGCUGAAACUGUAUACAUAUCAUCCUUAGCGUUAUUGAAGAUGUUAAAACAUGGCCGUGCUGGGGUGCCAAUGGAAGUCAUGGGGUUGAUGUUGGGUGAAUAUGUAGACGAAUUCACGAUCCACGUAAUCGAUGUUUUUGCCAUGCCCCAAUCAGGUACUGGAGUUUCUGUCGAAGCUGUUGAUGAUGUUUUCCAAUCGAAUAUGAUGGAUAUGUUGAGACAGACUGGACGCGACCAGUUGGUUGUAGGCUGGUACCAUUCGCAUCCAGGGUUUGGUUGUUGGUUGUCGUCUGUUGAUGUCAACACCCAGCAGUCGUUUGAACAGUUGAACAAGCGUGCUGUUGCUGUUGUUAUAGAUCCGAUCCAAUCAGUUAAGGGUAAAGUUGUCAUAGAUGCAUUCAGAACUAUAGACACGACAACAAUGAUGAUGGGCCAAGAACCUCGUCAAACUACUUCCAACGUCGGUCACUUGAACAAGCCGUCGAUCCAGGCGUUAAUCCACGGCUUGAACCGCCACUACUACUCGUUGAACAUUGACUACCACAAGACAUCGUACGAAACCAAUAUGUUGUUGAACUUGCACAAGAAGAACUGGCAGUCGGGCUUGAAGUUAGUAGAUUACAACCAUAAAGAGCACGAGAACUUGGAAAACACGGAGAAGAUGGUCAAGAUCGCUGAGUUAUACAACCAGAGAGUGCUGGAGGAAAAGGAGUUGCUGGAGGAGCAAUUGAAGACAAGAUACGUAGGCAAGCAGGAUCCAAAAAAACACUUGUCCGACACGGCAGAGAAGUUGAUUGAAGAGAAUGUGACUACUUUAUUGACCAGUAAUAUCAACGCCCUUGCAAUUCAGUAG